This is a messenger RNA of Solanum tuberosum (potato), 1206 nucleotides long. RefSeq names its product protein-L-isoaspartate O-methyltransferase 1-like. NCBI's taxonomy places the organism in Eukaryota, Viridiplantae, Streptophyta, Magnoliopsida, Solanales, Solanaceae. Gene Ontology annotation, molecular function: protein-L-isoaspartate (D-aspartate) O-methyltransferase activity. Gene Ontology annotation, biological process: protein modification process. The coding region runs from base 46 to 939 and encodes 297 amino acids. The transcript has 4 exons. The record is from RefSeq and is a predicted model, not a curated record. Gene Ontology annotation, cellular component: cytoplasm.
AGGAGAAUGCCAAGUUAAAGGAUCGAGAAGCAGCGAGAGUGAAUAAUGCCGUCUUCAAUAUCCUUACAUUCUGUGUCAGCUAUAGCGUAUGGUUUCCGCUACCGUGCGCCUUUAAAGCACACUUGUUUAUUAUACGCCCAUCAACUCCAUAGUUCUCAUCGCCAAAAAUCUCCUCUCUUCUCUUCAUCCUUUUGCCGUGUCCUAAAUCCCAGUUUCUUCACGGGAAACUCUCUCUUCUCUCGAAUGGAGCAAUUUUGGAGUGGAAGUGCCGUUAACAGAAACAAGGGAAUGACUGAGCAGUUGCGAAGAUAUGGAGUCAUAAAAUCACAGAAAGUAACAGAAAUAAUGGAAACUGUAGAUAGGGGUUUGUUUGUACCUGAGGGUACUCCUGCUUACAUUGAUAGCCCCAUGAGUAUAGGUUACAAUGCCACUAUCUCAGCACCUCAUAUGCAUGCUAUGUGUCUUGAAUUAUUGGAGGACAGGUUGCAGCCUGGCAUGCAUGCUCUUGAUGUUGGUUCAGGAACGGGGUAUCUCACAGCAUGUUUUGCUCUGAUGGUUGGACCACAAGGUCGAGUUGUUGGUGUGGAACAUAUACCAGAGUUGGUUGCGUGGUCAAUCAAGAAUGUUGAAAAGAGUGCAGCAGCUCCUUUAUUAAAAGAAGGUUCCCUCUCUUUGCAUGUUGGUGAUGGGAGGAAGGGUUGGCCAGAGCACGCACCUUAUGAUGCUAUUCACGUUGGAGCAGCUGCAGCUGAUGUUCCACAGGAUCUCAUUGACCAGUUAAAGCCCGGGGGAAGGAUGGUGAUUCCAGUGGGUACUUUUUUUCAAGACCUCAAGGUUAUAGACAAAAAAAUGGAUGGUUCAAUAAGUGUUCGAAGUGAGACUUCUGUCCGUUAUGUUCCACUGACUAGUCGAGAAGCGCAGAUAAAGGGCACUGACUAGUUGAGAAAGCACAGAUAAAGGGCACAUAAAGCUGGUUGUUUCUGGCGAUGGUAAUCUUGGUCCCCCACUUGUGUGGCAGUCCAGUUUGAUAUUUUGUACAGUUUCACACCUCUUUGCCUGUAAAGAAUGAACGAUCUGAAUGGUUCUGUAUUUAAUUCCAUGCAAAUUAUCUCCUGUAGAACCUACCUCUCUCUUCCUUGUGCUCUCUUGGCUUGUCGGUAAUAUAUUUCUUGUCUAGCAAAAGGAAUCGGUUGGUUACAUGUGUUA